AUGGGGGAGGAUCUCAAUAACAACUUGACGGGUGUCGAAGAUGAAGUCCAUGGUACCGGGUGGACGCUCGGGGGAAUUCCGAAGAUGAUGGUGACGGACAUGGCUUCCGAUGCUCUGGUAGAUAGCAUCAUCACAGAGCGAAUCCGGAAAUUGGAUCAAAACCCCGUUGACAUUCAGCACGACUUGCCGUUUUUGGUCGCCGACACAAGACGAAUAUUCCAACAACAUGAACGCUGGCUCCAAUGUCUUCCUAACAUUGCACCCUUCUACGCCGUGAAAUGUAACUCAAACAUUCGGCUACUACGCUAUCUCGCGCGUCUAGGCGUUGGUUUCGAUUGCGCCUCAUGGGGAGAGAUGAAACUCGUGCUGAACUUGGGCGUAGACCCGUCAAGGAUUAUCUUCGCUCAUCCGUGCAAAGCAGUAUCUGCCUUGCAGAUGGCUUCCAGAAGUGGAGUUCCACGUACGACAUUUGACAAUGUCGACGAGCUCGAGAAAAUAAAGGACAAUGCCCCUAAUCUACGGCUACUUCUUCGUAUAUUCGCCGAUGAUGACACUGCUCUUGUAUCCCUUGGGAACAAAUUUGGAGCUCCUUUAGACACCACCAAAGCAUUACUUCUGAAAGCGAAGGACCUCGGCUUAGUGGUGGACGGGGUCAGUUUUCACGUUGGAUCUGGAGCAUCGAAUGCCGAUACAUUUGUGACAGCCGUACAAAAUGCCAAACACGUUUUCCAACAAGGGAAACAGCUCGGGUUCGAUAUGCAUGUUUUAGAUGUCGGAGGCGGGUUUCAAGAUUCCAAUUUCGAGCCAAUGGCACUGUCUCUCCAACGAGCUAUCGAAAAAGAAUUUCCCCCUUCGACACAGGUGAUGGCAGAACCUGGCAGAUACUAUGCCCGCAGCUUCUACACCGCGGCAUGCAAGGUCGUCGCCCGACGCAAGCAAAUUGGGCAAGACAAGUUAUCGCAAAGUGACAUGCUCUACUUGAAUGAUGGGAUAUAUGGAUGUUUCAUGAAUGCUGUGGCCGAGAAUGAGAUCUAUCGGCCAAUCCUGUUCAAACAGGAGACUACGAGCAGUACCGAGAGAGAGGCUGGAGAGCAUCGGUAUUCUGUGUGGGGCCCGACGUGUGAUGGGCUGGAUUGCAUCGCUAAAGAAGCUACUAUGGGUUGUGAGGUAAAGGUUGGGGAUUGGGUCAAGUUUGAGAACAUGGGAGCGUAUACAACAGCGACUUCUACACAAUUCAAUGGAUUUCCAAACCGCUACGACAUCAUAUAUGUCGAUGACCAUAGCCCACCGAGAUGCGAUAGAGAGGUUAUGGCUAGUACGAAGCGCAUCAGGUCAGAAGCAGUCCUAUAG
Molecule: messenger RNA, 1350 nt
Organism: Aspergillus oryzae RIB40
Lineage: Eukaryota; Fungi; Ascomycota; Eurotiomycetes; Eurotiales; Aspergillaceae
Product: type III PLP-dependent enzyme
Exons: 5
Coding region: 1-1350 (449 amino acids)
Cellular component (GO): cytoplasm
Molecular function (GO): ornithine decarboxylase activity
Source: RefSeq, a predicted model, not a curated record